AUGCGAGUCUUUAAAAAAUCCAACAGAGGGGUAGGAGGCUGGAGGGCGGGAGAAUCCAAAAAAGCCGUCCAAAAAGCCACAAAAAAGCCAGCGAGCCUCGUUACGCGAUUGCUCGCGAAGCGCAGCAUGAUGUGUGGCCAGCGUGGGAGCAGGCCGGCGCCGACGCUGCCAGAACUAAGACGAGACCUCGACCGACGGCGGGCCGUGCGGGCGAGCAUCCGCGCUGCCGACGACGUGCUCAAGUCUGGCCUUCUGAGCGACGAGAUUCUCGCAUGCUUUGAGGAGGCGCUCGGCGAUCGGCUGCCAGAGAUGGGCACGGAUGCUGCAGCAGGGCGAGAGGCGAACGCCGAGAGGAGUGCGGAGGCGCACGGAAAUCCGGCCCUCAGAACCCUGGGGGUCCCCUAA
Emiliania huxleyi CCMP1516 is the source of this 405-nucleotide messenger RNA. RefSeq lists its product as hypothetical. NCBI's taxonomy places the organism in Eukaryota, Haptophyta, Isochrysidales, Noelaerhabdaceae. The transcript has 2 exons. The record is from RefSeq and is a predicted model, not a curated record. Bases 1 to 405 code for a protein of 134 amino acids.